Molecule: messenger RNA, 914 nt
Organism: Sphaeroforma arctica JP610
Lineage: Eukaryota; Ichthyosporea; Ichthyophonida
Product: glucokinase
Exons: 5
Biological process (GO): glycolytic process; glucose 6-phosphate metabolic process
Molecular function (GO): ATP binding; D-glucose binding; glucokinase activity
Source: RefSeq, a predicted model, not a curated record
GCUACGGUCUGUUGACCCUGACUGCGGAUGAUGUGGCUGUGUUGAAUGAUGUUGCGCCAGUUGAGGGUGGUGUGGUGGCUACUGUGGGCGCAGGCACAGGACUGGGCGAGUGCUUCUUAACUAAGGACCCUAAGAGUGCUGGCUACACGUGCUGGGCCACCGAGGGUGGACACACUGAUUGGGCUCCCAGGACUGAACUGGAACUGGAGUUUUUGGACCACAUGCGACUCAAGUACAACCAGACAUCACGCAUCAGUGUGGAGCGCGUAAUCUCCGGCAAUGGUAUUUCGGACAUCUACGAGUUUUUGGCGGGCAAAUAUCCGGAUCAGAUUAACGAGAAAGUUCACAAUGAUUGGAAGGCUGCUAGGGCCCAGAAGGGUGGGGUAGUGGGACAGAACUCCGGCGAGGGCCUCUGUAAGCAGGCCAUGAGCAUCUUCUUCACAGCCUACGCCUCUGAACUAGGCAACGCCAUGCUCAAAUGGCUGCCCACAGGGGGUCUGUACGUCUCUGGUGGUAUAGCAGCUAAGAACCUGUCGUGGAUAUUGGAUGACCCUAACUUCAAGGAGGUUGUGUUUGACAAGGGACGUGUCUCGGGUGCUAUUAAGCAGUGUCCGGUCUACGUGUGUAAGACAGAGGAUGUGGGUGAGCGCGGAGCCCACCUGGUAGCUUACAACGGAUACCGCAAGAUCAUCGGUAAAGCGAACAGUGGUGCUGCCAAGAUCCCCUCCGCACCGCUUUCGCCAAUGCCUGACAAGACUAAAGUCACAGAGCAAGUACGCGCCAUGGAUGAGGGCGCCCUAUCGGCCGGUGCCGAGCCCCCCAAACCUGCGGCCGAGCCUAAAAAGGAAGAGCCUGCGAAAGUGGAAGCCAAGACGGAGGAGCCGAAGGCCAAGGAAGCGGUUGCGCCGCCCAAG